GCGAGAGGAAGGAAAAUGGCGGCGUUCGAUGAACUGGGGUCUGCUCCUGCGCCCUAAAAACGGCACAGAAAGUUGUCGAUGCGUUUUUUCUGAACGAUCGAUUAAAUGUCGAGACAGAAGAGACAGUAGCAAAUACGGGACAGACGCAUUGACUCGAGACCAGACUAUCGGGCCGGUCUGUAGGUUUAUUCCCGGAUUCUAUUUUUCCCACGUGGGCCUCACUCAUCACUUCAAUCUUCAGGUCCCACCGUCUGACCUCUGCACCACUAGUUUCCCUCGCCCAUGGAAUUGAGUCCAGCACCAGGCUUCAAAAAGAGGCCUGCAGCGUCCUCUUCCUCGAGUGAAGUUAGAGAGAUUGCAAGGAGCCCGCCUCUCUGCUCACCAUCUGUAUCUCUGUCUUCUCCUUCAUCUGAGCCGUCAUCGCCCUUGUCUACGUCCUCCUCUGUCUGUGCCAGCUCGUCAGUUUAUCAGAACCAUGUAAAAGGUCAGACCCAGGGCACAGAGGUGGCCAGGGUGUCCUCCACUUCUGCCUCUCUAGUGGUGCCGUCUCUCUCCAUGCCUACACCCAACAAUACCUACGUGGAUUUUUCCCCUCACACUUUGGUGCGGCCAGGUCAAGAUCGUGAAGUAGACAAGAAAGGAGAGAUGUAUGAUCCUUUCCAUCCAACUGAGGGAGACAAGGAUGUAAGGAUGAAGGGGAAGGAGGGAGAAGGGGAGAAAUAUGACCCCUUUGACCCCACUGGUUCCCCUGCAUCAGACAUUGAUGAUAGGAGUUGCAAAUUGGGAGGGGUGAAGAAAGAGGAUGGGGGAGGCGAUGAGGAGGAGGAGAAAGAGGAAGAACCCCCAGAUUCCACUGACACUCUGACUGAUCUGCCAAGCCCCUGUCUGGUUACCCAGCUCCCUUUGGAGAGGACAGCGGACUACAGCACCACCAAGGCUAGAGAGAAGAGGAGGAAUGCUGACUCUGAUCACUCUGAGAUAGAGGAGGGGGAGAUAGUUGGGGCUGCGGGCAGAAAUCGAAAUCAGAGAGUAGCAGGAGAAAUCCCUUCUCUGAAUUCUCCCAUUGUCUCUUUCUUUGGGUCAAAGCCAGAGCGAAUCCUGCGGGUGCUGGAGGGGGAUGGCUUUGUGUCUGUCUGUGCAGAGAGCAGCUGGGAGGUGGACAAGGAGCCUGAGGAGGAGCCUAUGAUGGAAGUGGAGGACCUGAGAAGGAAGUUAGUCAGCAGGCGAAAGGAAAGAUAUCUGCCCUUUCCUGCUUCUCCGCCCCCUUCUCCCCAGCCACCACCUCCUUCCUCUCAUCCUCCAGCCUCUACAUCCUCUUCUCCUCUCACAUCUCUUGUAGAGCAAGACAGCAAGAACCACAAGACCUCCAAAAGUUCAAAGGACAGAGAUGGACAAAAAAGCAAGGAAAGGAAGGCUGAGGAGAAGGAGGAAAGACGAAAGAAGAGAAAGAAAGAAAAAGAUGGAGGUCAGCAGAAGAGCAAAGAAAAGGAGCGAGGGUCCAAGACUGGAAAGGAGGUUAAGGGAAGGAGGAGUAGCAGGAGCAGCAGCCGUAAGAGAAAGAAAAGACGGCACAGCAGCCCAGAGGCUUCACGAUCCUGCAACACUUUGGGCCGUGGGAACCACACAAGAAGCUCUUUUUCAACCGUCUCUGAAGAAGUUCACAGAGAGCGGGAAAGAGAUAAAGAAAGAGAUAUGGACAGAAAUACGGAGAGAGAGAGAGGAAGAGAGAGGGAAAGAGAGAGGGAAAGAGGGAGACAACAAAGUCAUACCAGCAGCAGUAGAAGAGAUGACAGAGUAAGAGAUUCUAACACUAGAAAGGAAACAGAAAGGAAGGGAAGACACAAUUCAAGCAGCAGAGAGAGGGGCGUUUCGAAGAGAUCCAAAAGAAGCAGGGCAAAGGGGGAUGGUGAAAGAGAUAGACAGCGCGAGAGGGAUCGGCGGCGAGAUGGUCGUCCUGUUGUCCCACCGUCUAUCCAAGACCUUAAUGGAUCCGACCUCUUUGCUAUCAAGAGAACCAUUACAGUCACCACUACCACUACCACCACCACCGUACCCGGCUCCCCAAGGCUCGCCCCAACCUCGCCGUGUCACCCCACGCAGGACUCUGACACGCCCCACAAGAGGAAAAACAAGAGAAAAUGGCACUCAGCCGGAGAGGUGGGGGACAGGGGGAGUUGUCACAGCCGAUCACAGUCACUCUCACCCCCAAGGUAUCACAGCUAUGAGUCAGACCGCUAUUCAGACAAAUUGGAGAUUGACGUGUUGUCUUUGGAUGGCGAGGCUUUGGACUCAGACUACCCAUCUUUGGAGGAUACACCUCCUACUGCCCUGCCUCCAGAACCACCUGUCCCCAGCCCCAAAACUAAGAGUACUCUAAAGACUGGAAGACAUCAGCCCAAAAAGAAAUCUCGCACAUUAAAGAAAAUUGGCCAUUCUGAAUCCUCCUCUUCGUCUUCCAAUAGAACCAAAAACAAAUGCCUGUCCUCGCUGAUGGUCAGUUCAUGCUCUGCCUCUGCGUCAUCUGGUCUUCCCCCAGCAAAACGGACCAAGAAAGUGGGAAAGGACAAGGAGCGGAACAAAUGCAGUCGAAAAGAUGUGGCUCGUUGUGGCAAGUCAAAGAAAGUAAGUGGUGGCAAUCGGAAAGGGAAGCUUCAGUCCAAAGUUUCUGUGUUGGUUCGUGAGGGUGUGAGCAGCACCACAGGGGCUUCAGCUGGCUCUGGAAAACUAGGCAUGGACCUUCUAGGGCCAGGUGGUACAGGAGGGGGUGUUGGGGGCUCUGUGGUGGGUGGAUCCAUUGCAGUAGUCUUCUGCAGGGACAAUGAGAGCAGGUCUCCAUUCCUCAAACCCUGCUCAGAGCCGCUGUCACUGAGCGGCCGCAGUAAAGAUCUGUCCAGUAUGGGAAAGCGAUGCAGCCUGGCUGCACCACCAUCCUCCUUAACCAGUCCUGCAGGACUAAAAUCCAAGAAAACAAAACCCAGCUCCAUCACAUCCACCUCAUCAUCUGCCUCCUCCCCCUCCUCAUCUCUUGCAACUAAGCGUCGCCGCCGCGUGGCCAAGAAGACAAGAGAAAAGGGUGGAGCUACAGGGUUAACAACUGGAGACAGCAGCCAGGCAAAUGCUCCAUCUGAGGGCUGGGAGGGAGUGUCCUUAGAUGUUCAGUCAGCUGUUGGAGAUGGAAUCAAGUCAGUCAGUCCGCAUACUGGCCAAGCUGGCCCUGCACCCUGUUCCUCCUCCUCGUCCUCCUCCUCCUCCUCCUCCUCCUCCUCCACCAGUGUGCUCCCACCCUCCUCCUCGCCACCACACACGCCUCCACCCUCUACGGCUCCAUUGAGGGACACCAGGGAUUCUUCACCAGACUCUCAGACUGUGGACAGCAGCUGUAAGACACCAGAUCCUUCUUUCCUAGCUGAGGACUGUCCGACUCAGACCAGCCCCACACUCCCAACGUCCAGUCCAUCCAGUCUGUCCACCCCCCAGGGCACUGGCCUCGCCAUCACUUUGUCUACACCCACAGUCAAGCCCCCUCCUCCAGAUGAUGCACCCAAAUCUCUAGUUUCACCUUCUUGCACAUCCUCUUCAGCCGGCUGUGGUCUCACUUCCCUUUCUCUGCCUUCAUCAGACCCCUCUUCCUCUGUAUCCUCUUCAUCUGCUAGUAAGCCUCCUCUUCCCCCCCCUCUUGCAGCAACGGCCCUCCCCUGGAGUCUGCAGACUGGGGUUGACUGCACAACUGGAGGAGUAUUGGCAUUGACUGCUCUGCUCUUCAAAAUGGAGGAGGCCAAUAUAGCCAACAGAGCCAAAGCACAAGAGUUUAUCCAAGCAACCAGCCAGAUCCUCUCGCAGGCCAAUCAGAACCAAUCCCUGCAGCAUGCUCCUACCUCCUCAGCGGCCAUUUCCUCACAGAUCCCUCCCCCUCCCUCUCUCCCUCCGCCGUCUGGACAUAGCCCAACCAAGUUCAUCCUCCACAGCUCCCACCCAUUAGUCGGUUGUACCAAAACUCCACCCUCUCACCUACACCCCUCUGUAGGUGGUGGAUGUAUGCAGACUCCACCCUCCAUCAUGCCUGUGGGGCUUUCAGGAGUGACUGGGAGCUCUGCUAACACUGGAUGGGACAGUGAAAGCAAAGACCCUGAUAAGUACCUGAAGAAACUGCACACCCAGGAGCGGGCAGUUGAAGAGGUGAAGCUGGCCAUCAAACCUUACUAUCAGCGCAAAGACAUCAACAAGGACGACUACAAAGACAUCCUCAGGAAAGCUGUGCAUAAGAUCUGCCACAGCCGCACCGGAGAAAUCAACCCAGUCAAAGUCAGCAACCUUGUCAAGCUAUACGUCCAGCGCUACAAGUAUUUCCGGAAACAUGGACGCAAAAUGGAUGAUGAAGAGAGGGAUGACAGGGAGCCUGGAGGGCUGCAUUCUUUUGGAGACUUUUAAAAAUGUUCCUUCACAUGGCUUUCUACUCAAGACCUGGGCCAUCCACUGAUUGUUUUUGUCUGAUAUUUUUAUUGCUUUAAUAGCCCACAUUGUUUAUGCUUUUAUGUGAUCUAAUGGAAGUCCCUCCCCUAAUUUCUGUGAUUUCGCUGUAAAUAUGUGUCCCUUGCAAAAUGUAUCAAGGUUACAAUGUUGAGGAAGUGGAUGCCGUCAUGCACACGCUGUCAUGUUAUCUAAUACAGUCUAGUACACCAACCCUGCAAUAAAGUACUAUCUUUUGUGAA
Messenger RNA from Scophthalmus maximus (turbot), 4709 nucleotides. RefSeq names its product SR-related CTD-associated factor 1 (gene scaf1). Gene Ontology annotation, molecular function: RNA polymerase II C-terminal domain binding. The transcript has 6 exons. The record is from RefSeq and is a predicted model, not a curated record. Lineage: Eukaryota; Metazoa; Chordata; Actinopteri; Pleuronectiformes; Scophthalmidae. Bases 283 to 4428 code for a protein of 1381 amino acids.